Anguilla rostrata (American eel) is the source of this 2425-nucleotide messenger RNA. It is a transcript of the gene farsb, whose product is annotated as phenylalanyl-tRNA synthetase subunit beta. Gene Ontology annotation, cellular component: phenylalanine-tRNA ligase complex. The transcript has 19 exons. The record is from RefSeq and is a predicted model, not a curated record. Gene Ontology annotation, molecular function: RNA binding; phenylalanine-tRNA ligase activity. Gene Ontology annotation, biological process: phenylalanyl-tRNA aminoacylation. The coding region runs from base 296 to 2005 and encodes 569 amino acids. NCBI's taxonomy places the organism in Eukaryota, Metazoa, Chordata, Actinopteri, Anguilliformes, Anguillidae.
GUCUGCGAGUUGAAAUGCUGGAUUAGUCGCGAUCAGUGGAGAGUUUUUGGGAACAGAAACACUGCAACGCGACAGCUGUACUCGGGUACCACCCUGACAACGGCGCGAGGUGGAAAAGCCUCAGGGCAACAUACAACUGAUGCUGCUGCCAUCUUGGCCAGGUCUUCCUUGCAAAAGACAUUUUCUGAUCUCAGUGGGAUGAACCUGAUUUUAAAAAGGCAGUUUGCUGGUCAGCCUCCCGGUUUGCUGGGGUCCUUUACAAACAGAGGAACUCAGACGAAGAACGCAAGUGACCAUGCCGACUGUCAGCGUGAAACGGGACCUUAUAUUCCAAGCCUUGGGCAGAAAAUACACGGAUGAAGAAUUCGAUGAGCUGUGUUUUGAGUUUGGGCUGGAGCUGGAUGAGAUUACCACAGAGAGAGACAUCAUCAGCCGUGAGCAGGGGGACGUGAGGGCUGAGGGAGCCUCUGAUGUGGUUCUGUAUAAGAUUGAUGUUCCGGCCAAUCGCUAUGACCUGCUCUGUCUGGAGGGGCUGGUCAGAGGCCUGCAGGUCUUCAAGGAGAGGGCGGAGGCCCCCCGUUACCGCAGGCUGAGCCCGUCCGAUGGGGCGCCCCAGAGACUGCUCAUCACAGAGGAGACGGCUGCCGUGCGCCCUCAUGCUGUUGCCGCAGUCCUGCGCAACAUCAGCUUGACGCAGGAGCGAUAUGACAGCUUCAUCGAGCUGCAGGAGAAGCUGCACCAGAAUGUCUGCAGGAAGAGAACCCUGGUGGCCAUCGGGACUCAUGACCUGGACACCAUCUCGGGCCCCUUCACCUACACAGCCCGCCCCCCCGCCCAGAUCCGCUUCCGCCCCCUCAACCAGAGCCAGGAGCUGACUGCGCUGGAGAUGAUGAGCAUGUACAAGAGCGACAGCCACCUACGACAUUACCUCCACAUUAUUGAGGACAAGCCGGUGUACCCCGUUAUCUAUGACAGCAACGGCGUGGUCCUGUCCAUGCCCCCCAUUAUUAACGGGGACCACUCCAGAAUCUCCCUCAACACCAAGAACGUCUUCAUCGAGUGCACAGCCACUGAUCUGACAAAGGCUAAGAUUGUUCUGGACAUGAUUGUCACAAUGUUCAGUGAAUACUGUGAGCAGCCAUUCACAGUGGAGGAAGCUGAGGUUGUGUACCCUGAUGGCAGAACCUGCGUGUAUCCAGAGCUGGCCUACAGGACCGAGACACUGACGGGAGAUUUCAUCAACCAGAAAGUGGGAAUCAGGUUAGUGUGGUUUGGAAUGUCUCCUUCCCCCCUUCAGCAGAGCGGACUGCUAGUGCCUCCAGAGCGCCGUGCGCGUGUGUGUGUGUGCGUGCAUGCGUGCGUACCUGUGUGUGCGUGCGUGCGUGUCUUUGUAUUUGUAUUUGUACAGCUCCCUCUGAACAAGCUGACAGAGCUCCUGAGGCAGGAUCUAGCUGCAGCCAGUUUCACUGAGGCGCUCACCUUUGCUCUGUGCUCUCAGGAGGACAUUGCUGAUAAACUGGGGAGAAACAUCUCAGAAAUCAGAGCUGUGCACAUCGCCAACCCGAAAACUGCUGAGUUCCAGGUGGCGCGCACCACCCUCCUGCCAGGCCUGCUCAAGACUCUGGCAGCAAACAGGAAGAUGCCUCUGCCCCUCAAACUCUUUGAGAUCUCCGAUGUGGUGCUGAAAGAUGACACAAGAGAUGUGGGUGCCAGGAACAGCCGGCGUCUCUGUGCCGUGUACUACAACAAGAGUCCCGGGUUCGAGGUGAUCCACGGCCUACUGGACCGGGUCAUGCAGCUUCUGGAGGUUAAUCCGGGCCCGGGAGAGGGGUACCACAUCAAAGCCUCAGAUGACUGCAGCUUCUUCCCCGGACGCUGUGCGGAGGUUUUUGCUCAUGGGCAGAGCAUUGGCCGCCUCGGGGUCCUUCAUCCUGACGUCAUCAGUCGCUUCGAGCUCACCAUGCCUUGCUCCGCCCUCGACAUCGACAUCGAGCCGUUCCUGUGACCCGUGCCCCGCUCGCCCCGCCCCUGGCCCCGCCCCGCUAGCCCCGCCUGUUAGAGCCACAUGCUUCUGAGGUUUGGGGUGUUUUGGCUCAGCUCAGCCCAGUCCUCCAUCUCUCCCUCUCUCCCUCCUCUCUCACUGACUCCCUAUCUCUCUCUCCCUCCCUCUAAUCUCUCUGCCUCUCCCUGUUGGGUGACAAAAUUGCCUCUGAAUCACCCUGGUCUCCUGCACAGUGCAGCUGGGUUGGCUGUCACACUGUUAUUAGAGUCAUAGUCCCGUGGGUAUCAUCAGGAAUAGAUCCUCUCACCUGCUCUGUAAUUCAGUUUUAUACAUCAGAUUAAUAUGAAUAAUAAGUCUGUUUCUGUAUGGCUGUUUUAAAUAGCUGUCAUAGUGUACAUGAAUAAAAUAUACUCGUGGAGAAGA